AUGGCGUCAAUGUCUGCAGCACCAAGAACGCAAACAAGGGGUACUCCCAGAACUGACAAGGAGGACUCGUUGGGCAACAUACAGGAGGCAAUCGCAGAAGAAGUAUUAGAAAACGCUGCGGAGGUACCACCAGAUGCAUCGUUGGACGUGCCAGGUCAACCCAAUGGCCCCAAUGCACCCUCGCUCCAGCUCGUCCUUUCGGCGGCAUCUGAUCCGGAAAUAAUCAAGUUACUUCCCGAUGGAAGCAAGGUUCUCCGCAUUGAGCCAUGUGGUGUUUCGAGUUGGGCAUCCACCGCCCGGUUCGAAACUGAGACCGCCAACGGGCAACGGCAAGAUUACUUCCUUAAGAUACUAGACACGCAAGACGCCUAUGACCGCGUGUACGGCGAAUACAUGUCCAUGGCUGAAAUUCACAAGACUCUCGCCAGCAUUGCUCCAAAGCCUUAUGGCUACGGCAAGUGCCACAACCAAGUUAAAAAGGAGGAGGGCACAACAAGCAACGCGCACUUCUUCCUCUGCGACUUUCUACAACUCGACACUGGGAUGCCCAAUCCCGUCCGUCUUAGUCAAACGCUUGCAAAGCUCCACAGGAUUAGCGAGUCACCGACAGGGAAGUUUGGAUUCCACUGCACUACGUUCGAUGGCAAAUUGCCGCUUACGACAACGUGGGAGAGUAGUUGGACAGCAUUCUUCACCAGACUCAUCAAAGACGUGUAUCGGCUCGACACAGAGGUGAACGGAGUCUGGCCGGAGUUCGACAGUCUCAUGGAAAUUACCGUCGAAAAGUUGAUCCCCCGCCUCCUUGACCCUCUUACGGCUAAUGGUAGGACCAUUAAGCCGUCCCUGAUCCAUGGAGAUCUCUGGGAGUCUAACAUUGGAACUGAUCGCCACACGGGCGAGAUCUACAUUUACGACGCGUGUGCCUAUUACGCUCACCACGAAAAAGAGAUCGCGAUAUGGAGGUGUGAGCAUCACAAGUUGGAUAAAGAUGGCUACAUUGAGGAAUACCUCAAGAACCUUCCAGAAAGCGAACCCAAGGGGGAGUUCAAGGACAGAGGGCUCCUAUACUCCGUUGAGACUCUGUUAAUGAACUCGGCCCACUACCCCGGAUCGGACACCCGAAAGAAGGCCUUCGACGAGCUGCAAUGGCUCAUCAACAAGUACCAGAAAGAUUGGUAA
Dichotomopilus funicola is the source of this 1179-nucleotide messenger RNA. RefSeq names its product Fructosamine kinase-domain-containing protein. Bases 1 to 1179 code for a protein of 392 amino acids. The record is from RefSeq and is a predicted model, not a curated record. The transcript is spliced from 3 exons. Lineage: Eukaryota; Fungi; Ascomycota; Sordariomycetes; Sordariales; Chaetomiaceae.